AAUCCGGAAGGCUUUUUCGGGUUUCGCAGGUUGUUGGUUGCCUGGAAAACCAAUAAAGGCUUAAUUGAAAAAUCGGCGCCGGUCAGUCGAUGUAGUUAGGUGUCUAGUUUAAAAUAAAACAAACCCGGCUUCUCCAGCUUGAAGUAUAUUAAAAAAUCUCGGGACGCCGUUCAGGUACCUUUUUGAACCUUGAUCUCUGGAAAACUCUUAAACCGUAAGACUUGGAGACAAAAAAUUUUUUUCGUUCCAGUAACUCAUUGUGCCGAACAUUUAUGGAAAGUUUCGUCAAGACCGGAUGCACGGUGUAGGAGAUAAUUUGUGAGGGGGCGCCCUUAAAGUAAUGUGUUUUUUCGUUUCACAACAGUUAACUAAGUAAUGUUCUAGGGCACUCAAAAAUUGAGAACCUAGGCUUUAGACUGCUUUUACAUCUCCGAAGCGUUGCUAGUCAUAAACAGUCAGAUAAAAUAAUAAUAAAGCGUAAUUUCACGAUUUCUAGAAGUCAAAUGCUGAAAAGUUUUCGAAAACAGGGGCGUGGUCGUAUUAGAAAGUCAUGAUCUUCUAAGAUGAAUUUUACAAAAUUGCCUCAGAGAUGACCUUCUAUUCUGGACCGAGGGGAGGGGGAUUAGCAACUGUCAAGAGCGCAUAUAUCUGCUAAAUGUUUUGUCAAAUAGUGCUAUCAAAAUGCCAUGUAUAAGAAAAAUUAAAAAUGUAUAUAUAGAGAGCAAACAAUAGGAAAAGACUAAGACAGUCGAAAUUUUGCCUGUUUUCACUCCUUUUCCCUCAAAACCAACAUCAGACUCUUGAUCUGCACGAGGAACUGUAUCGAAUGACAUCCUUUACAAAUGUCUGUCAAAUAAAAAUAUUUGAUCGAAAAUCGUUUGUCUGACUGCUUUUAUGGGUUGCCUUCAAACUUCCUUAUGAUUCUCUGAUUGGUGAUGUUUAUGUCCUUGUCUUUGGGAGAACUGAAUCUUGCCGUUGCGAAUAUAUUGUCGAGUUCAUAAACAGCCUUGUAGAUGCAUUCUUUUCUAGGUCUCAUUAUGAUUUUUUUACGUUUUGUCAUCAGGUUAGUCAUGUGCUUACUGCAUAUUUAUAUAACUUUUUUUUGUUAAGUGUAUAGGUGAAAAUAUGAAAACGAGAGUUUACAUAUAGUUUGCAAAUUAAGAAAUAAAGAAAAGAACGAGAAAAAAAUAUUUCGAUCCGUCACUCAGUUUUUGAUAUUUUAGAGACAAAAAAAAAUGACGAAUAUGACACAAUAUAAUCAUUGUGGAAUGAAAAGAAAUAACAUUAAAAAAAGGAAAGAGAAAUCAAAGAGUUGCCAUACAAGAAGAAAAAAAUUUUAACAUGUUUUAUAAAGAGUACUAGUGAGAAGAGAGAGAAAUAGAAAAAAGAAAAUUUUUGUAACAUCAAGACUAUUAUAUUGAAUGUGUAAGAAUAGACAUUAAAAUUUAUUGAUAAUUAUUAAAAAAUGAUGUACUACUACGUUUUUACAUUAUUUUUAAUUUUUGGCUCUAUAACAGGUGCGUCGAAUUUAUUUUGAAAACUUUUAUACUUGAUGCUAGAACAGUUUCGUUGUUAGAUGCAUGGAACAUACAUCAUCGUCAACGUCGUCAAAAUUCCGAUGAAGGGAUAUCAAAUACAGGUAUAAGACAAGGAUCAGGUAUACCAUUUCCAAAUGUAAAUGAUAGAAGUGUUAAUCAACGACAGGGACCGUCAGGCUACGCUGCAGAUUUAAAGUAUGACAGUCAAAGGCAAUAUUUUGAUAUGAACGACCAGUCAAGACAAGUGAACCCUAUACAUAAUAAGCAACAACAAAAUCUAAAUAAUCCUCCACAAAAUUUUGCUCCUAUACCACAACAGCAACAAUCUUCACUAGAUGGUCAUUUUCGGCAACAGCAACGAAUCAAUCAACAGAAUAGCAAUCAAAAUUUUCUAAAUAACAAUGUUCAGAAACCAAUUGAUAACCUUUACCAGCAACAACCACAGUUUUUACCAAAUUUUCAACAAAAUGAACAAAUCAAUCCAAAUCAACAAAAUUUUGACAAAUUCAGUAAUCAACAACAAGAUAGUUUUAAUUUAAAUCUUCCCCAGAAUCGUAACGGUGAUCAACCGUAUCAAUUUCCUCCUUUUGCUCAAUCAAAUCAGUAUCCAGUGGACGCUGUACAACAAGGACUGAAGAAUAAUCAAGAAUUACCGCAAGCACGUGUUUACAUUGAUCAACAGCAGCAACAAAAUUUUAUCCCUUUGUCAGGCGAUCGAUCAGCCUAUCAACAACCUCCACAAAAUGGUAAUAAUAAUAAACGGAUCUCUUUUGGAAAAAGUAAUGGAAUUUAUCGCUCAGGUAAUAUCCAAAUGUCUCCAUUUGUCUCAAACGGUUGGUUUGAUAAUACAAAUAGAGAUUGGUUUUUAAAUAAUGGCUACUAUGUUAACGACGCACUAAGUAUGACAGGCAAAAUGAAAGAUAUUGGAUUAAGUAAUGGUCAACUUGUCUUAUCGAAACUAGCACGUGUUUUUCGAACUAGAGGAGAAAAAUCAUAUCCAAAAUAUCAGAUUACUGAUGGACGUGGAACAGUUUGUACAAACGUAGAAAACUUUGAAGGCUUUUCGUACGGUCAAUUUCCUUGUCCUUUACCCGAUACUGAUCCGUCUGCAGUAUUUUGUUGUGGAGAAAAAAAUCGUCAGUAUUGUUGUACUGAACAGGAAUUCGGUUCAUCUUUUAGUAAAUUCGAUCAAAAGCGUCCAUUAAAUGAAAAAACAAUUUCAGAUCACGACCGUCAACCAGAUGGUAGUAGUGGAUUAACGUCAAAUGAGAUGUAA
Molecule: messenger RNA, 2814 nt
Organism: Didymodactylos carnosus
Lineage: Eukaryota; Metazoa; Rotifera; Eurotatoria; Philodinida; Philodinidae
Source: the annotation of a GenBank genome assembly